This is a messenger RNA of Durusdinium trenchii, 1656 nucleotides long. Lineage: Eukaryota; Dinophyceae; Suessiales; Symbiodiniaceae. The record is from the annotation of a GenBank genome assembly.
AUGGGCCGUGCAAAAGGAUCCGUCGAAUUGAUUUUAGAGAAGGAUCAAAUUGAUGAAGUUCUUACCUACAUCAAGGGGAGCAUCCCUGAGACUGUCAAAGGGGCUAUGGGAGCAGCGCCAGGGCUAACAUUCAAUGAGUAUGCCACCAAAAGCAAGUCCUUGCAAAAGGAACGCAUUUGCGAGCAUGUGUGGGCACUCAAGCCCCUUGCAUUGGUGGCGCCUGCGAUGCCUGUUCACAACGACAGUUUGUUUGCUGUCUUGCGCCGAGUGGUGGGGGAUGAGGACAAGGUACCUGAUGGUAUCAUUUGGUUGCUCGUUUACGAUCUCAAAGCAUUGAUGCAGUUUACCAGAAAGACUUGGAGGAAGUCACGCGCGAACAUGACAGGAGAGAAAGGCUGGCCUGUGUGGGUCCAAGGGCAGGCUGACACGCUCGAUUUGUUUGAAACCAUGAAGCCCUUUGUUGAUGACGACGUCGGGAAGUCAUGGGGGAUCGAUUCAGCCCAAAUCCUUGCUCAGCAGUCUCCGUGCCGGAAAGCCACACCGCCUCCCUCAUCAGCUGCCGAGCUGGGGAUUGAUCCAGAUGAAGAGAAGGAAAAACGAGAAGACAAGGACAUGCCACCUGCUCAGCAGAGACGGCAGGAAAUUUUGAAAGACCUUGAGGGAAAAUUCAUUGAGAUUUUGGAAGACCCGCCAGACCCGCCCCUAGAGCAGCAGUACAACAUGGACAUUUGGGUGGGCGCUCGCCCUGCCGUCAAUUCUGUCAUGCAAGAAGCUGCGCUCACUCCAGAGCCCGAGUUUGACGGCUUGCGGCGAGUGGGACAACAGAACCGAGUUCCAGUUCCAAUUGCAGGAAGCGAGACACAUGAUUUGGCGUCCACGAAUGGGCUGAUCGCUUCAGUAGUGGUCUUGUUGUCAAUUACUUGUGGUGGCCUUUGCCACUUGGGGACGGUUUGCACGAGCUUCAAUUUCAUGAACAGUGGAACCCACAAGAGGUCGAUAGCAUUUCCAUUGGGUUGGCAUCUUUUCCCUUACAUGGAGCUUGGCAAUGUUCUCGGUGCCAGAUCUGCUCUUCUUGCCCUUUUGGCUUGGGCUAUGGGUGCCUUUCCUGUGCUGGAGCAGCCUCUUCGUUCAGUGAUGACUGCAUUGCCUUCGUGGCAAUCAGUUGUGGCCUACUUUCAUGAAGCUGAAUGCGCAGGUUGGAUUGGGCAACGGCUCAAGUUGAACCACGUCAACAUGGCAGCCUUCAAUGCAGCAACUUUAAAGCCUACUGCUUUAUAUUCCACAGAGGCCUUUGACGCUUUGAUGAACAUGAACGCGCCGUGCAAAAGCAAACGGCCCAAACCUCAAGCUCCUACGACAUUGCAGUAUGAGGACACAAGUGGACGGAAAAGAGUGGUUGGAGGCUCUGGGCUCAAGCAGACACAGCUCUACACUGCAGAGUUUGGCAGGGCAAUGGCUUCUUGGUGGGCGGCACAUGGUCCUACAUCAGCAGGGAGGGAAAGGCGACGAUGGUGCCUUCUACAAAGCUCCGAUGUGUCUGUGGACGCAAUGAAGGAGCACAUCGCAACCUACUCUGCACUUCAGCACUUCAACUUCGACGAGGGCCAUUUGGUGAAGGCUUUGCAGGAGCUUCGCAACGCAUGGCGUGGAAAUUAG